This is a messenger RNA of Glycine soja, 2576 nucleotides long. RefSeq lists its product as uncharacterized. The record is from RefSeq and is a predicted model, not a curated record. Lineage: Eukaryota; Viridiplantae; Streptophyta; Magnoliopsida; Fabales; Fabaceae. Gene Ontology annotation, molecular function: protein binding. Bases 122 to 2443 code for a protein of 773 amino acids. The transcript is spliced from 8 exons.
GUGGGAUUCAGAGCUUUGGUAUUAUAUAUAAAGGAAAGCUUGCGUUCCUCCCAGUAUCUUGCAACUCCCAUUUCCCGUCUAUCAUCUUCCUUCUUGUCAUUCUUCGUUUCAACCUCGCAAAAUGAGCACCUUUGAAUCAUCAACAACAAGAUCCUUUGUUUCUGUAGAAUCAACAACACCAAUUGAAGGAACGGAAGCUGACAAUGUGAAUAUGGACUCAUUGUUCCGAGGGUGUGUAUUGGAAGGGAGAUGGGACUUCGUUCUUACGGCAUAUAGAAACGAUAGUCACUAUCACAAAAUUAAAAUAAACGAAAGCAGAGGCACAGCACUACACGUGGCAGUGAAUGAUGGCAAAGUGGAACUUGUUAACACUCUCGUUGGUGCAAUCUUAAACCAUGAAGGGGAGGAAGUGCUGAGGGAUGAUAGUGCAUUGAAAACAACCAAUGAGAGAGGGGACACUCCUUUGCACCUUGCAGCAUCAAGAGGGUUCAAUGCUAUGUGCAAGUGCAUCAUAGGGGAGUCUGAGGAAAGGAAGGAUUUGAUUAGGGUUAGGAACAAUAAGGGUGAAACACCUCUCUUCCGGGCUGUGCUCACAUGCCAUACAAAGACCUUUGUGUACUUCCAUCAUGUUUCCAAAGAUAUUCCACUUGGGAACUAUGAUGGGGAUACCAUCCUUCACCAUGCCAUUUGGAGAGAAUUCUUGGAUUUGGCAAUUAUAAUAACUCAUUGCUAUCCUGAACUUGUUCACAUGCGAAACAAAGAUGGAGCCACUCCUCUCAAAGUUCUUGCCUCUAAGCCUUCAGCCUUCAAGAGUGGAAGCAAUCUCCCAUGGUGGAAGCAAAUUCUAUAUUAUGGUAUACUCGUAGAACAACUAGACGCUGAAAAGGCAAUAAAAUCCUAUAUGGAUAAAGUUGACAAAUUUGAGGCCGACAUUGAACUCAAAGUGAAUAUACAUUCAGAAAGUAGUGAAGCCAACAGAGCACAAAAAUUUGUGGAAAAACAGUAUGCUACUUCUGUUCGGUUUGUAAAGAGUGUUGUUCGAUUAGCAUUCAAAGUCCUUAGCCUCUCGGGAUUGGGUGUCACUGCACAGGACUUGAAAGCAAUAAAGAAGAUAAGGCAGAAGCACAGAUGGAGUCGUCAACUCUUGAAUAUUUUUAUGGAAAGACCUUAUGAGUCGUACAUUGGAAUUACUGGGGGCCGACCAUUUUUGAGAGAAGACAGAGACUUAGGGCAACCCGUUAUUACCCAACAACAGUUACAAAUGGUGGGUGGUGCAGCUAGCUCAGGGCAACAAGAAAACAAUAGAGUGGAAUCCGCAGCAAAAAAUGAGGAAAAGGAGACAUUUGUGGCAGUGGCAAAAGCCGGCAUAGUUGAACUUGUGAAUGAGCUUCACAACAAAGUACCAAGUACCUUCCAUGACACUAACUCUCCUGAGAAGGAAAACUUACUGAUUGUGGCAAUGAAGAACAUCAAAUACAAAAUUGGAGAACACCAUGUUGACAAAAAGGAGACUGCAUUUUUGGCAGCGGCUAAAUACGGCAUCGUGGAGAUUGUAUUUGCACUUCAAUCCAAAAUACCAAGUGCCGUGCAUGAAACCAACUCCAACAAUGAAAACGUGUUGCUUGUGGCUGUGAAGAAUAGACAAACCAAAGUUGUUGAGGUGUUAAGGAAACAUAUGGAUAAGGAACUCUUUGAUAGCUUGAUUUUAGAAGUGGAUAACAGGGAGAACACUGUCUUGCACUUGGCAGCUGGAACUGGAACUACAAGCAACAGUGAAAGUACCUGGCAGAUUGCUGGUGCUGCCAUGCAAAUGAUGUGGGAUAUCAAGUGGUAUCAGUACAUUAGAGCCCUAGUGCCGGAGCACUUCGUUUUCAGAACCAACAAAGACGAUAAAACCGCAGGCGAAAUCUUCAAACAAAAACACAAAGACCUGGUGAAAGAAAGCUCCGAGUGGCUAAAGGAAACCUCCAACUCCUGCUCCGUCGUCGCCGCCCUAAUCGCGGGCGUCUCCUUCGCCACAUCGAGCUCCGUCCCCGGUGGCACCGAGAAGGGCAAGCCCGAACUUGAAGGCCAGCCAGCCUUCGACGUCUUCGCCAUCGCAUCGCUCAUCGGCCUCUGCUUCUCCGUCACCGCCCUCAUCAUGUUCCUUGCCAUUCUCACUUCGCGAAAACAGGCCCCAGACUUCCGCAAGAGCUUGCCCUUGAAGCUUCUCUUUGGCUUAAGCUCUCUCUUCGUGUCCAUUGGCUCAAUGCUUGUUUCGUUUUGCGCUGCGCAUUUCUUUGUGCUCAAGGACAAGUACAAGAACAUUUUGUUCCCCGUUUAUAUUGCUACUUGUUUGCCUGUGACCUUCUAUGCGGUGGUGCAGUUUCCGUUGUAUGCUGAUCUUCUUAAAGCCAUUUUCAAGAAGGUGCCACAACCCAGUAUUACCAGCAGCCAAUUUUAGGGUGGCUAUUCUUUUUGCUUUGUCCUACUUAUUAAUAAUUGUAUUUGGGUAAUUUGUACCUGAAUAUGUAAUUGUAAAAUGUUUGAUAAACAUCCAAUCCAAUGUAUUUAUCCAACACUUUGAAAGAGAAAGA